Molecule: messenger RNA, 3216 nt
Organism: Tupaia belangeri chinensis (Chinese tree shrew)
Lineage: Eukaryota; Metazoa; Chordata; Mammalia; Scandentia; Tupaiidae
Product: non-lysosomal glucosylceramidase
Exons: 18
Coding region: 298-3057 (919 amino acids)
Biological process (GO): glucosylceramide catabolic process; carbohydrate metabolic process; central nervous system development
Cellular component (GO): membrane
Molecular function (GO): glucosylceramidase activity; beta-glucosidase activity
Source: RefSeq, a predicted model, not a curated record
CUGGCACGGUCACAGCUGGGGGUCUCGGCGCGACGACGCCCUCACCUGCCCGCCCCUCCCGGACUCAGCCAGGACUUAGACGACCAAAGGGGAGCCCGAGACGUCUUCAUUGCUGUCGCCGUCACCGCUGCAGCAAGGUCUCCCCGGCUCCGCAGAGACACCGGCUUGCCUCAACUUUCCCCAGCGCCCGGACCUCCGAGACGGCACCUGACACCCUGUACCCGCAUCAGGAGCAAGAUAACUUCGUAUCCGAGGGCUCGGGACCCGUGGCCAUCGAGGUUGUGGGAACCCAGGAUAAUGGGAACCGGAGUCCCCGCCUCGGAACAGGUCACCUGUGCCAAAGGGGGCCCGCAGGAUUUUUGCCCUGAAGAUACUGGAGACACUGAGGCUGUGCAGGUUACAGAUUGCAAGAGCCCUGAGGACCAUCAACCCCAACAUGAGCGGGACUGCUGCAAUCCAGAGGACUCUGGGCGGCUGAUGGCUUCCUAUGAGGGGAAAGCUAGGGGCUAUCAGGUGCCUCCCUUUGGCUGGCGCAUCUGCCUGGCUCAUGAAUUUGUGGAGAAGCGGAAACCCUUUCAAGCUAACAAUAUCUCCCUAAGCAACCUGGUAAAACAUUUGGGCAUGGGCUUGAGGUACUUGCAGUGGUGGUACAGGAAGACUCAGGUGGAAAAGAAGACACCUUUCAUUGACAUGAUCAAUUGCGUACCACUGAGACAGAUCUAUGGUUGUCCCUUGGGUGGCAUUGGGGGAGGCACUAUCACCCGUGGCUGGCGAGGCCAAUUUUGUCGUUGGCAGCUUAACCCUGGAAUGUACCAGCACCGGACAGUCAUUGCUGACCAAUUCACAGUGUGCUUGCGGCGGGAAGGGCAGACCGUCUAUCAGCAGGUCCUGUCCCUGGACCACCCAAGUGUCCUGCGCAGCUGGAACUGGGGCCUGUGUGGGUACUUUGCCUUCUACCAUGCCCUCUAUCCCCGAGCCUGGACUGUCUACCAGCUUCCAGGCCAGAAUGUCACCCUCACCUGCCGCCAGAUCACGCCCAUCUUGCCUCACGACUACCAGGACAGCAGCCUGCCUGUAGGAGUCUUUGUGUGGGAUGUAGAAAAUGAAGGGGACGAAGCUCUGGACGUAUCCAUCAUGUUCUCCAUGAGAAAUGGACUUGGGGGUGAAGAUGACGCCCCAGGGGGUUUAUGGAAUGAGCCGUUCUGUCUGGAGCGUGAUGGAGAGACCGUACAGGGGCUACUGCUGCAUCACCCGACCCUUCCAAAUCCUUACACGAUGGCUGUGGCUGCACGACUCACGGCAAAUACCAUAGUAACUCACAUCACAGCCUUUGACCCUGAUGGCACUGGGCAGCAGGUGUGGCAAGAUCUACUUCAGGAUGGACAGCUGGACUCCCCUGCUGGCCGAAGUACCCCCUCACAGAAAGGAGUAGGUAUUGCCGGUGCUGUGUGCAUUUCAGGCAAGCUGCCACCUCGAGGCCAGUGCUGCCUGGAGUUUUCACUGGCUUGGGACAUGCCCAAGAUUGUGUUUGGUGCUAAGGGCCAAGUCCACUACAGGCGGUACACAAGGUUCUUUAGUCCAGAUGGCGAUGCUGCACCAGCCCUUAGCCACUACGCACUGUGCCGAUAUGCAGACUGGGAGGAGAGGAUCUCGGCUUGGCAGAGCCCCAUACUGGACGACAGAUCCUUGCCUGCCUGGUACAAGUCUGCACUGUUCAAUGAACUGUAUUUCCUGGCCGACGGAGGCACGGUCUGGCUGGAAGUUCCUGAGGACUCCCUACCAGAAGAGCUGGGAGGAGGCAUGCAUCAGCUCCGCCCCAUCCUGCGGGACUACGGUCGAUUUGGCUACCUCGAGGGCCAGGAGUAUCGCAUGUACAACACAUAUGAUGUCCACUUUUAUGCAUCCUUUGCCCUCGUCAUGCUCUGGCCCAAACUCGAGCUGAGCCUACAGUAUGACAUGGCACUGGCCACUCUGAGGGAGGACCUGACACGGCGACGGUACCUGAUGAGUGGGGUAAUAGCACCUGUGAAAAGAAGAAACGUCAUUCCCCAUGAUAUCGGGGACCCAGAUGAUGAGCCUUGGCUCCGGGUCAAUGCAUACUUGAUCCAUGAUACUGCUGACUGGAAGGACCUGAACCUGAAGUUUGUGCUGCAGGUGUAUCGGGACUAUUACCUGACAGGCGACCAAGGCUUCCUUAAGGACAUGUGGCCCGUAUGCCUAGCUGUGAUGGAGUCUGAAAUGAAGUUUGACAAGGACCAUGAUGGACUCAUUGAGAAUGGAGGCUAUGCAGACCAGACCUAUGAUGGAUGGGUCACUACAGGCCCCAGUGCUUACUGUGGAGGGCUGUGGCUGGCAGCUGUGGCAGUGAUGGUCCAGAUGGCUGCUCUGUGUGGGGCACAGGACGUCCAGGAGAAGUUUACUUCCAUUCUCACCCGGGGCCAAGAAGCCUAUGAGAGACUGCUGUGGAAUGGCCGCUAUUAUAACUAUGAUAGCAGCUCUCAGCCUCAGUCUCGUAGUAUUAUGUCUGACCAGUGUGCUGGACAGUGGUUCCUGAAGGCCUGUGGCCUAGGAGAAGGAGACACUGAGGUGUUUCCUACCCCACAUGUGGUCCGUGCACUCCAAACUAUCUUCGAGUUCAAUGUCCAGGCCUUUGCAGGAGGGGCCAUGGGAGCUGUGAAUGGGAUGCAGCCCCAUGGCGUCCCUGACAGAUCCAGUGUGCAGUCUGAUGAAGUGUGGGUGGGUGUGGUGUACGGGCUGGCUGCCACCAUGAUCCAAGAGGGCCUGACCUGGGAGGGCUUCCGGACAGCUGAAGGCUGCUACCGGACUGUGUGGGAGCGCCUGGGCCUAGCCUUCCAGACCCCGGAGGCAUACUGCCAGCAGCGGGUGUUCCGUUCACUGGCUUACAUGCGGCCACUGAGCAUCUGGGCCAUGCAGCUGGCCCUGCAACAGCAGCAGCAGAAAAAGGCCUCCAGGCCAGUAGCUGAACAGGACAUAGGACUUAUCACAGGGCCUGUGUUUGGACUGAAGGAAGGCAUGGCAAACCUGAGCCCAGAGUAAGCCCUCUGAACUGUGGAAAUGAGGCGCUAACAGCCCAGCCUCCAGCCUGCCCUUUGCUCCCCCGACAUCUGAACAAACCUCCUGCAGCCCUGAGCCACCAGGACAAUCAUACCCCUUCCCUUUUCCCCAGCUGUGCCAGUAAACAAGGGAUGAGGACCA